AUGGCAAACUCUGCAUGUCAAGAAAGCAAUGUUAGCUCAAAGUGUCAAAAACUAUCUGAUCAAGAGACCUUCCUUGACAGAAUUAGCCAAUUGCCAGAUGUUCUACUUCAACACAUAUUAUCAUUUCUUCCAACAAAAGAAGCAAUGGCCACUUCCAUUCUAUCGAAAAGAUGGCUUUGGCUUUGGACUUCAGUUCCUGUUCUUGAUCUUGAGGACUCACUCUUUUGCAAAAGUAAUGGGAAACUUAGAACUGAUUUUAUCCGAUUUGUCACUGAAGUUUUAAUCCUUAACAAAGUGGCUUCUUUAGACAAGUUUCGUCUCAAAUUCCAUCGUGUUUACCCUCCCUCGAGUGUUAACACUUGGCUUUGGGCUGCAGCUGCGAGAGGGAUACAAGAAUUAGACAUCACAAUCCAUGAGUUUUCCCCCUUGUUGAAGUUGCCAUGUGCCCUUUUCACAGCAAAAACACUACAUAUUUUGAAACUGACUCAUGGCAUUGUGCUUGAUGUUCCUGGAACAGUUUCUUUGCCAAGUCUCAAGGUUUUGCAUCUUGCCUUGAUUAAGUACGCAAGUGAUGUAUCUGUUUCCAGGCUUUUUGCUGGUUGUCCUGUUCUUCAAGAAUUGCUUGUUCAAAAAUUUGAUGGUGAUAAUGCACUGGCUUUAAAUAUUUCUAUUUCUACAUUGAAGACUUUGUCCAUAAGCUUCUCCACUGGACGUGGAGCACACAAACUUAAGAUAAAUGCCCCAAUUCUUGAGUACCUAAAUCUCCAAGACAACCUGCCCCUGGAAUAUGAUAUUGAGAAUGUCUCCAGCUUGGUUGAAGCAAAUGUAACAGUUUCAUUUCGAAAUCGCCACAUUCCACUUGUCAAAGCUCUCUCCAAUGUCAAGUGUCUUUCCAUCAACUGGGAUUGGUAUACAUCUUUGACAUUGGGUUCUUGCAAAACUUUUCCAUUGUUUCUUAAUCUGGUCCGAUUGGAACUAAGUAUUGGUUGUGGUGGAUGGAGUGUGGCAUCACGUUUCCUUGAAAAUUCCCACAAUUUAGAAGUUCUUGUUCUUACUAAGAAUGCCAAUUGCCGUGGACUUGGACAUGAAUGCUGCUGGAGACCCCCAAAAAGUGUUCCUAAAUGUUUGCUGUCUCCCCUAACAUUGGUCUAUUUUAGAGGGUUUGAAGGUCUAACAUAUCAGCUGAGAGUGGUAAAAUUCAUUUUGAAGAAUGCUCGAGUUCUGAAGAUGAUGGAAAUCUGUACUAAUGGUAUCAGUGAUCCUCCUUCGGAUUCAAAGUUUGAUAUGCUCAGGAAAUUAUUAAUGUUCCCAAGGGGCUCCAAGGCAUGUCAACUUCAAUUCAACUGA
This is a messenger RNA of Theobroma cacao (cacao), 1347 nucleotides long. Its product is annotated as F-box/FBD/LRR-repeat protein At4g26340-like. Gene Ontology annotation, molecular function: protein binding. Lineage: Eukaryota; Viridiplantae; Streptophyta; Magnoliopsida; Malvales; Malvaceae. The record is from RefSeq and is a predicted model, not a curated record.